Trichoderma asperellum CBS 433.97 is the source of this 1389-nucleotide messenger RNA. The record is from RefSeq and is a predicted model, not a curated record. Lineage: Eukaryota; Fungi; Ascomycota; Sordariomycetes; Hypocreales; Hypocreaceae.
AUGCCUCGGCUGCUCUCCAAAGUCGACGAUUCUACGCAACAACUCUCGAAACAGGCUCAAAGGGGCUGGUUUUCAAGAGCAGCGAGUCUGGAUCUCCUUUUAAGGCAGAAUUAUCUAAAUUAUGGCUCCGGUGUGUGCGCUCACAUGCUGCAUAUGACAGCAUCAAGCAUGAAAUGUAACACUGACUGGCGAAUCUCUUUGUGCAGCGACAACUGCCGCUGCGCGCAAUGCGUAAAUCAAGAUACCCUGCAGCGCAACUUUGAUACAUUCUCGAUACCGGAAGACAUUUCGCCCAAAGAGAUCUCGCCGAAAAAUGAUGGCGUCGACGUUUUAUGGUCGGAUUCCCACAAGAGUCACUACCCUUGGUCUUGGCUGAGUCUUACUCUUCGCGACAUCGGCAAUGAGAAACUCGUAAAUCAAGGCAAAAGAAAGCUAUGGGGCGCCACGAUAGCUUUAGCUCCUCCAGAAGUCCGUUUUGACGAUGUUAUGAGCGGUACUAGUCCGAAGGGAAUGGCCGACUUAACUAGCAAGAUUCGUCAAUAUGGGCUAUGCUUUGUUACCGACUCGCCAAAAACUCCGGAGGCGACAGAGAAGCUCCUGGAAACUAUCGGACCUAUACGAAACACGCACUAUGGCGGCUUCUACGACUUCGUCCCAGAUCUGGCCCUCGCUGAUACGGCCUACACCAACUUGGCUCUCCCAGCGCAUACAGAUACAACAUAUUUUACGGAACCUGCUGGUCUACAGGCAUUCCAUCUCCUGUCUCAUACACCACCUACGAAUAAACCCGCCGAUGAUGUACUAGGCGGGCAAUCGCUGCUCGUGGAUGGAUUUCAUGCUGCCGAGACUCUUAAAAAGGAAUCGCCAGAAGAUUUUGAAACAUUGCGCAAAAUCAAGCUCCCAUGGCACGCUAGCGGCAACCAGGGCGUUGCAAUUGCGCCAGACAUGGCAUAUCCCGUGAUUGAAACCAACGGCGGCAACUUGCACAGGAUCAGGUGGAACAAUGACGACCGAGGCGUUGUCCCCCCCGAUGUCGAUGUCGAUGCGUGGUAUCGAGCGGCACGAAAAUGGGAUGAGAUCCUAAGGAGUAAAGAAAGCGAAUACUGGUUCCAGCUUGAGCCCGGGCGAGUACUUAUCUUUGACAACUGGCGAGUGCUUCAUGGGAGAAGCGCCUUUGAGGGGCUGCGGCGCAUCUGCGGUGCUUAUAUCAGCCGUGAUGACUUUAUCUCUCGCUGGAAAAUGAUUAACUUCCCGCGAGAAGAUGUCAUUGCGUCGAAUAUGCAGAUACGAUGAGGAUUCGAUAGAAAGGGGCAGAUGUAUCCGUGUAGAUAGGCUCUCCAGUCGUGUAUGAAGAUAGAUAGAAUCAAAAGUAUAUCGACCAUAUUCCAU